Molecule: messenger RNA, 3449 nt
Organism: Eremomyces bilateralis CBS 781.70
Lineage: Eukaryota; Fungi; Ascomycota; Dothideomycetes; Eremomycetales; Eremomycetaceae
Exons: 1
Coding region: 419-3211 (930 amino acids)
Biological process (GO): circadian rhythm; regulation of DNA-templated transcription
Cellular component (GO): nucleus; cytoplasm
Source: RefSeq, a predicted model, not a curated record
CAUGCGGGCACUAAUUACAGGAAUUAGUGCAACCUUGCGAUCGGACGCAUCACUGAAGAUCGGAAAUCUGUCGCCCUGUAGGCUGUAGCUGAGCGUGUGAACGAAACACCGCGGACCGCGAUAUCUGCGAUGUGGUGAGAUAUGCGAGCCCUCGCUGUCUCUCUGUUAUUUGACGAUCUGACUACAGCAUUAUUGGCAGUUUCACCAGUUUGGCACACUACCCUACGGCUUGCGCAUCCCGAAACUCCGUAACUCGGCGCCCGCUUGCCCGUGUGGUUCGAUAUAUUGAGCCAGGACACCAAACACAAGACUCGGCUUAUUCAAACGUUCGCUCAACGGCGAUUCGAAUACACUCGGCAACAGAACUAUCGGCCAGUGCGCUGAACACUGUUUCGGGCCGUUAUGAGUUAAGGACUGAAUGACCCAAUGUGUCCAGCGUAGCGCUGGAUCACCAAAUCCAAUCUCCACCGUCCGACGUAGCAAAGUGGAGAUGACGCACCGGCUUCGAACGGACCCUAUCGAUGUCGAACGACCGGAACUGCAUCCUCGACGACCUCCUGAUUAUCGGCCUGUUUUGCUAUGGCAUAAGACGCCAGGAAUGCAACUGUCGCAGCAGAGCAUCCUUGCGGAUCCGUCUGGCACAUCUUCGACUUCCGCAAGCCAUAUAUCCGUGCCAACCAAACCCUCUAUCCACAAGAACAUCUCCAGCAAAAGCAGCAAUGCGGAACGAUGGUUUGAGUUGUCGAACAACAACGUUCAAAGAUGGAAUUCCUUGAUGGACAACGAGCCGCCGUUCUUCCUCCGAAAUCCUUCGUCUUCUAAAGCGACUCCUUCCGAGGGCUGUCCCCCUUUCUUUCAGCCUCUCAACGCCCUUCCCUGCCACCCGGAACCUCCGCCGCAACAAGAGAGUUCGUCAGAGGAUUUCCGGAGCAUCAUUGAUGAUCUGACGAUCAAGAAUAAGCGGCUUCGGCGGAGGUUGAGGAAGUACGAGAAGGUUCAUGAUGGCCAUUUGAACGAUCAGAAACUCUUCGAGAUUCGGGUUCAUGGUCUGAAUCGGGAGCGGAAAACCGAAUUGGAGGGUAUCCUUCGGCAGUUUGCGACAACUGCUGACCAUCAGAGGCCGAUGGAUGCGGUAACUGGCACUGGAGCUACAAGUAAUGGGAUAGGCACUGUGGAACCCAAGCGGAGUUUAUUCAUCAAAAAUCCCUCUAGAAAUUCCGAUUCGGCAUACGCAUCGAUGUUCAUGUCAGGCCAGAACCCAUCAAUCCAGAACCUUUCCAAGCAGAUCUCCACACACUCUUCGUCGAUGAACAGUAAUCAAAGUACAUCUUGGAGAGCCCUAUCCUCCCGUCAGCAGCAAGACAUCCAAUCCUACCCUAAGGAUAUACCUACAGGGUUACGUCCACAACCAUCCGCGACUCUGUCAGAAAAGGCUCGAAGGAAGCUUGUUGUUCGUCGACUGGAACAGAUCUUCGCCGGUAAAGGUCCCGUGGGCGCGCACGAGCAUCCCGAGCAGCAGGAAGAGAUUGCACAAUCCGCUGCGCGGGCGGAUAAAAAGUUGAUUGAAGACAUGGGUCGGCGGGAUAAGGAUGAGGAUAUGCGUGAAGCGCGCAUCAUGCCAAAGGAUUCACUGGAUAUAGCCAAGGCAGAUCAACCAGGGAAGUUGGAAGAUGGAUCUACGAGUGACGUGGAGAUGACCAGCGACAACGGCCCCGAUCAGCGACCGACACGUCCGCUGGAUCUUGAUCCACAUCGUGCGCAGGACCCGCGAGAGAACAUCGAGUAUAUCCGACAUCUGGGAUUCUUGCCGGCAGGCUCCGAUUCGAGCGAACCGCGAACAGAUGACCACGGGUGGGUUUACCUGAACAUCUUAACCAACAUGGCGCAGCUGCACACGAUCAGUGUGACCACCGACUUUGUGAAGAACGCGAUAUCGGAAUACAGCCAGAAGUUGGAGUUGUCGCACGAUGGAUGCAAAGCGCGCUGGAGAGGUGGCCGCGACGUCACUCGCACCAGCAGCGAUGCGUCGCUGGAAGAGAAGGACGAGCUCGGGGGCGAAGAUGAUAAUGCAGGGCCCCCUCGAAAGCGGGCGAAGGUUAGCGUUGGUACAAGUGGUCAAUCCUGCCGUGGCUCGAACGGAAUGCAAUCUACCCCCGACUCGAAGUCGAAUUAUAAAUACGCCUAUCAACCACUCUUCUUCCGGAGGGAAAGCUCGGAAGACGAUGAGGAGGACUCAGACGAGUUCUCACCCUGGUCCUCGCCUCAACAUGGUCAAGCAACUGGAAACUCUUCCGGCCUUACCAGCUCUGGCGUCGAUAACGCCAACCGCCGACGACAUCGAGAAGACGGUCCGAUCAUAUUCUACAAUAAAGCGCCGUUCUUCACCGACUUGAGCGGCGACCACACUCCUCUCUCCCACCAAAUCCUGUCGCAGCCCCAAGCAGAUGACCUCCAAGCUCGAAAGCCCAUCGGCCUCAAGCGCGAACGCAUAUUCUCUUACGACUCCCGCGGCGACACCGACCUGUCCGAUCGUCCCUUGAACUACGUCCCAACAUCUGAAAUCGGCGGGAAUUCAGACAAACCCCCUCUGGAACCCUCGUCCGAUGACCUCAGAUUCUCCCCAGGAUUUCUCCAAAGCUACCUAUCGUCCAACGACGAGCGACCCCGCGGCGUCGACUUCGAAGCCUCCGGGAUCGGUGGCGUCCAGCCGAGCGACCACUUUGCCAUCGAUGUCCGCAGCAUACAGACCGUUCACGGACCCCGGGAGCAGAACCACCACUCCCAUCGCCAUCACUCGCGGCUCUACCAAUCGAAGAUCGCCGAUGCGUUAUCGCAACGGCCAAGCCACGAGCGCAAAGGAUUAUGCGAACCCCACCAAGGAAGGCCCUCUCCCGCCGCCAAUCCUAACCAGAUCAUCUCCUCCCGCCUCCGCAACCUCCCCGUUUCCAUCCUCCCCCCACCCACGUUUCUAUCACUCCCAUCCACCGACUCCGACGUCUCCGACUCCGACGAAGGCCGAGACACCUCGAGCGUCUCCGCCAAGCACGGCCUGGAUCUGUGGCCCGCGCUGAUAGAUUCCCACGAGGUGGAGAUAGAGGAUUCCGGCGGGUAUUUCUCGGAAGAUGAGGGCGGAUCCAGCGACCUGUUGGCAGACGUGGAUCUGCGAGCUGCAGGUUAUGCAGGAGGUAGCGGCGGCGGGGAAUUGAAAUGAGAAGGAAGACGGAGGUUGGGAGAUUAAGAAAUGAUUCACGGUCAUGGACAUGAUGUUUUAGGACAUUGACGGCGCCUUUUUGGUUUGGCGAUUCGAGUUCGAUUGUCGCGUCGAGCAUGGAAAUGGUUACCAUUUAUGGUAGCGCAUUUUACAUGAGCGAAAGGUAACUCUUACCUAUUUUUGACAGCCUUACAUAACAUCGAGGAAAUUGAGAAACCUUCGACGAGCAGAAUUCAGA